AUGUGGAAGAUGUUUACACUCAACAGCAAUUCCAAGUGGGUCGACGAGCUGCCGUGUCUCGUGUCAGAUUACAACGCGCGGAAGCAUCGCACCAUCAGCAUGCGAUCCGCCGACGCAAUUUUCGCGAUCGCCGAAAGACUCUUGGGCACAGUGUAUAGCGCGAUAAAGAUAGCGAGUCCUGCAAAAUUCAAAGUAGGCGAUUCGGUACACGUGAGCAUGUACAAGACAAUUUUUGAAAAGGGUUAUACACCAAAUUGGACCACCGAGGUGUUUACGAUCAUUAAGGUGCGGCGUACCAAUCCCGUAACCUAUCUACUCGAGGACUAUCGUAGAAAAUCCGUCGCUGGAGCGUUCUACGAGCAUGAGUUGCAUCGCGCUAUUCAUCCGGAUGUGUAUCUCGUGGAGAAAGUGUUGCACAGGAAAGGCGACAAAGUGUGCGUCAAGUGGUUGGGAUUCGAUAGAUCGCACAAUUCAUGUAUACACAAAAACAAUGUUAUUUGA
Messenger RNA from Trachymyrmex septentrionalis, 501 nucleotides. RefSeq lists its product as uncharacterized. The record is from RefSeq and is a predicted model, not a curated record. Bases 1 to 501 code for a protein of 166 amino acids. Lineage: Eukaryota; Metazoa; Arthropoda; Insecta; Hymenoptera; Formicidae. The transcript has a single exon.